Molecule: messenger RNA, 717 nt
Organism: Hibiscus syriacus
Lineage: Eukaryota; Viridiplantae; Streptophyta; Magnoliopsida; Malvales; Malvaceae
Product: ABC transporter G family member 15-like
Exons: 5
Coding region: 1-717 (238 amino acids)
Molecular function (GO): ABC-type transporter activity
Source: RefSeq, a predicted model, not a curated record
AUGGAUUAUACGGUAUCUCUAACAAACCGUGGAUAUUGGUUUAGUUUUGAACAGGAUGAAGCACUUGGUCAAUUUGAAACUGCAAAUAGGUCUCCAAGAGUGUGCCGAUCGGCUUAUCGGAAACUGGCACCUACGCGGCAUAAGGGGGGGGGGGAGAAGAAAAGGCUAAGCAUUGCACUCGAAAUCCUCACCAGGCCUCAUCUCUUGUUUCUUGAUGAACCUACAAGUGGCCUAGACAGUGCCUCGGCGUUUUUUGUGAUACAAACUCUUAGGAACGUUGGCCGUGAUGGCAGGACUAUCAUCACCGCAAUCCAUCAGCCGAGAAGCGAGGUUUUCUCGCUUUUUGAUGAUCUGUUUCUACUCUCUGGUGGAGAACAAGUUUACUUUGGGGAGGCAAAAAUGGCUGCAAAGUUCUUUGCUGAAGUAGGAUUCCCAUGUCCGAGUCGGAGAAAUCCUUCGGAUCACUUCCUUCGUUGCAUAAAUUCAGAUUUUGACAUUGUAGAAGAGACUCUGAAGGAAUCUCACAGAAUGACCGAACUUCAAAACACAUUAGAUCCUUUGACAAGCCUAACAACAGCACGGAUAAAAGCAUUGCUCGUUAAGAAAUACAGAAGCUCAGAUUAUGCGGCAAAGGCGAAAGCGAGAAUCCGAGAAAUUUCGACCAUUGUAAGCAUUUCGAACAUAGUCAUGGACCAUUGUAAGCCUACGGUUCCUUAG